GGAUCGAAUUAUAGUUUAGUUGCCUGAAACUGAAAGGAGUAUAAUGGUCAAAACCUUCUAGUUUCUGGAAAGUACCGAGCCUCCACUGGAUUUUAGGUGACUUUAAUUCAGCGUGACGUACGGCAUGACAUCACACGACUGUGUCCAAUGAGCUUCGCGCUCCUGAUAGAGUUUCAACAGAGUCCGAUCCCAGGGCGACAGGUUUGAGACUCCGCCGUCUGAGUGCGAGAAACCUCCAACUCACUCACUGGAUAUUUAUUCACCUGUAGGACGCUUCUUACCUGGCCACCGGACACCGCAGUUCGGAGGACAGAAGCUGUUUAUACGAUUUAAAAGGGAUUUUGGACGCUAGAUUGUAAACCAACUCAAGAGGGACUGCUGAACAGACUUCAGCGACGCACCUUAACAUUAAGUUUCUCUGCUCGCCCAUUGAAAGAAACUAGAGAAACCACCUAACAGUUUCUAUCUCCAUCUGACCGUCUCGAUUCUGUACCGAGUUCAACAAGCGGACAACAGACAAUUUUUGUAAAGGUGGACUGUCCACCCUUCCCUCCGAUGAACAUGUCAGGACUGUUAAUCGCACUCCUUCUCCUAAUUAUUCAAGGGUCUUUGGCUCAGCGCGUGAGGGUGGAUGCAGAAGUCGAGUCAUAUCCUGGUCAGGCUGUGACACUGCGUUGCCAGUUUCCGAAUCCAGGCGAAAAUCAGCUCACUCAGGUGUCAUGGAUCUUUGAACAGACUGACGUAGAGAGAACCAACAUCGCAGUCUUCCAUCCAAAAUUUGGGGCAAAUUACCCUACCAAAUCCCCUCUAUAUGGGCGUGUCCGUUUUGUAACAGACCCGCCCACUUUGGAAAACCCAUCCAUUCAGAUUACAGAUGUGAAGAUGACAGAUGAGGGACGAUAUAUCUGUGAAUAUGCCACCUACCCUUCCGGCAACGAACAGGGAGUGUCUUCACUGGUCAUGCUGGCUAAACCAAAGAACAUGGCUACAACUGUCACCGUUACUGCCGGCACAACCCCGGUCAUUGUGGCGCGGUGUGAAUCAUCCAAUGGCCGUCCGGCAGCGACCAUUUCUUGGUCCACGGCGCUUAACGGAAAUGUGUCGACGCCGAUGAAGACGGACAAUGCGGAUAAUACGGUCACCGUCCAGAGCACCUACAUGCUGGCUCCGCAGCCAGCGGAUAAUGGCAAAGACAUCAGCUGCAUAGUGUCACACCGUACCAUGUCCAAGCCUGACACCUUCCCGAUGAAACUUGUUGUUGAAUAUCCUCCCCAGGUGCAGAUCGUUGGGUACGAUAACAACUGGUACAGGGGCCGGACAAGUGCGUUUUUGACCUGUCAGUCUGAUGGAAACCCCCACCCCACCACUGUCACCUGGAAAACUUUGUCCGGGCUGAUGCCUGAAACAGUGCAGGUGCAGGAAAACCGUCUCUCUGUCCAGAAGGUGGAUGACACAAUAAAUACCACCUUCAUCUGUGAGGUCAGGAACAGCUUGGGAUACGCCAGAGAUCAAAUCACCGUCUUCGUGAGGGAGCAAUCACCUCCCUCCUCGAAUGCAGGUGUGAUCGCAGGCGUGAUCUUCGCGUGUCUUCUGGCCAUCGUACUGUUAAGUGUCCUCGCCUACUUCCUGGUAGCCCAUAAUCGCCGCCAACAGCAUGGUUACCGCGGCACCGGCAAGCCAACCGGUGCUCCCUACGACUCCUUUACCCGCCUCUUUGGCUCUGCCAAGUCAAGCAAAAACGGUACCGGAAACAACGGGAACAACAACACGCCCAUUUACAGAGGAGAUGUGGGGCUUAACGAGAAAACGGCCAAUCAGGGCAUGCAUCCGGGGGGCGUGGCUCUGCUCGAGACCACGCGCACUCACACAGCGGAGGAUAUCCUGCUUAGUAGAGAGAUGGAUGAGGUAGAAAGGAAGAAAUUUGAUGAACUGGAAGAAGAGGAUGAGCGAUAUGACCAUUUCAGUGGGGCUGGACCCAUCCUACAGCUCCGCCCACAUGAAGAUGACAUAGAUGAUGACAUGGAGUCCCAGAGGGAUGGCUCUGUGAUCUCUCGGACUGCUGUCUAUGUGUAAGAGGAGAGCAGAAAGAGGUUCUUGAAGGGUGAACGUGGACCUCUUCCAGAAAGGUUGCAUUUCUUCCUCUCAACGAAUAUUAAUUUUAUUGUAAAAACAAAUUACGGCAUCAAACACCAUGAGAAAAGGAUUAAUGGAUGGAAUGAGUUAAUGAAUGGAUGAAUUAAUACGCUGGAUAUAGCACAGAUUAAAACAUUGAAGGAUCGGGUGAAGUAAAUAGAGACUACUAAAUGCAAAACUGUCAGGCUUCCAUUCCUAAUUAUUGCUCUGGUUGUCAUGGGGACAAGUUCUGAGUAAUAUGAAACUGCAGAUGUUGACUCUGCGUGCUAUAUAUGACAUGCACACACACACAUGAAGUUAUGUAUAUAAAUCCACUGUGCUGUUAUGUAAUUGUUUUAACAGGUUCUUAUGUUCUGUUGAUCAUGAUUUCACACUUAAACCAGUUUCAAACUUGAUUUUAAUUGAGUUUGUUUGGAGCACAUUCCUCGGCGCUACAUCUCUCUUUCAGCACGUUCUAUGGAAGCUAUCCUUAUGUAUUGUGUAGAUCAUGAAAGAGUCAAACAUG
Rhinichthys klamathensis goyatoka is the source of this 2638-nucleotide messenger RNA. RefSeq names its product nectin-2. Bases 556 to 2073 code for a protein of 505 amino acids. The transcript is spliced from 7 exons. The record is from RefSeq and is a predicted model, not a curated record. Lineage: Eukaryota; Metazoa; Chordata; Actinopteri; Cypriniformes; Leuciscidae.